Messenger RNA from Cajanus cajan (pigeon pea), 866 nucleotides. Its product is annotated as thioredoxin H2. Gene Ontology annotation, molecular function: protein-disulfide reductase activity. The record is from RefSeq and is a predicted model, not a curated record. NCBI's taxonomy places the organism in Eukaryota, Viridiplantae, Streptophyta, Magnoliopsida, Fabales, Fabaceae.
UAGAAUAUUUAAGAAAGCAUAGUAAGGAAGCAGAGCAUAGAAGAAGAAAGAGGUAUCACCAUUCAUUCAGCUAUGGGUAAUUACUUGUCUUCCUUUUUUGGCGGCGGCGAUCCGUCGGAGCUGGAGCCGGAGCCGGAGGGUUCUCGCGUGUUGACCUUCUACUCCGCGCCACGGUGGCAGCUCCAUUUCGACUCUGUCAAAGAAACGCCUAAGCUCAUUGUGAUUGAUUUCACGGCGACGUGGUGCGGUCCUUGCAGAUUCAUCAGCCCAGCGUUUAGCCAGAUGUCCGAAAAGUAUACUGACGUUGACUUCGUCAAAAUCGACGUGGACAAAUUACCUGAUGUGGCGCGGGAGUAUGGAGUGCAGGCCAUGCCCACGUUUCUGUUGUUGAAGAAAGGGACGGAAGUUGACAGGGUCGUUGGUGCCAAACAGGACGAGCUUCAGAGGAAAGUUGAGAAACAUAGAACUUCAUUACUCCAAGCUUAGCUCUUCAAUCUUUGUAUCUCCUUUUCUGUUAAGGGUAAAAAAUAUAAGAAGGAGCAUAAAUGCUGUCCACUAUCCUCCAUCAUAACAAAUGAUGAUGAUGAUCCUCAAGUUGUGAAACUUAAACUAAUAGGGUUGCUUCUGGAUUAUGUCUGUGUGAUGUUUCAUAGUUUAAAGUUAUUUAGGUGCGGAUUGUAUUAUUAGAAUUGUAGUUUUUCUCUCACUAUUUACUUGUUUCAUGAGUGUGUCUCUGCAAAUGAGUGGUUAAGGUUUUGGGCAUUGCAACAGUCAAAAGAUGGGUAUAUUCGUGUCAAAGGGUGUUGUUAUCUUCUGUUCCCUGUGGCCUCAAUAGACCAUCUUUGGAAAUGACUUGACCUUGCUUC